This is a messenger RNA of Fusarium fujikuroi IMI 58289, 1083 nucleotides long. RefSeq lists its product as uncharacterized. The record is from RefSeq and is a predicted model, not a curated record. The transcript has a single exon. Gene Ontology annotation, molecular function: protein binding. Lineage: Eukaryota; Fungi; Ascomycota; Sordariomycetes; Hypocreales; Nectriaceae. Bases 1 to 1083 code for a protein of 360 amino acids.
AUGGCAGUCAGCCCAGACAUCAGAGAGGAUGGAGACGCAAUUAUCGACGCCUGUACAUACCACAGGAGGGAAUUCGACAGGGUCCUGAUACGAACGAAUGAGAGAAAGAUCGACGCACCAUUUCUGCUGUCUACCCCGGACAGUGUCCCCUCUUCAGGCCUCGGUAUCUUGAGCCGACUGCCUGAAGAGUUAACCCUCAUGAUACUUCGAGAACUUGACAUUCUCUCAUAUCUGCGUUUCCGGCGCGUAAACAACCGUGCACGCAGCAUAACGACAGCAUCGCGCGAGUACAAAACUGUGGUGGAGCAUGGACUUCAGGGACUGAAACCACUGCUAAAGGCAGAGCUAGGUCAUGUUCUCACCAUCGCCCAUUUCUACCGGACGCUCGUCAGUACCCAGUGCGAGCUUUGCGGAAAAUUUGCAACAUUCCUAUAUCUUAUUACUUGCCAGCGAUGCUGCUUCACUUGCCUGCAAAUCUCAGUCGACCUGCACGUUCUCCCUAUCCCCGUACCUAAAGUGUUCGCAAAAGCAGUGCACAGCUCAAGUAAGGAGAUUGAAAAGAUGUGUGGACCUAAACUUCGAGUGGUCUACGGCAAAUACUCUCUACAGCCAUGGCCCAGCGUCAAGAGACCCAGAUAUCUUGUACAGGCCAAGCCUGUUGUUGAGAAGCUCAGAUCUCUUGAUUCUUCUCGAAGAAUCUCAAAGUCGGUACUUUCACAUCAACCACAAGGUCAAUCUCACGACGAAAUAAGACACGACUUUUGCUACCGGUAUAUGGCUGCGGCCGCGUUUCCGUGGUAUGAUUUGAGUAAUGACAGGGUGGAAACAGGGUUGAAUUGCAAAGGAUGUCAGUUCCGCGUUGAAGAGUAUGAACGCACGAACAGACGUCAAGAUCCUCCAUGGGGUUUCAAUGAUAGGGAUCGGGUGUACUCGCGCGAGGAUUUCUUGUGUCAUUUCGGAUCUUGUGCGCACGCCCAGAAAGUAUGGGCUGACACACAAGUGAACCGACGGGCGCCAGAAUCAGAUUUCACGCGCGAUGGCGGAAUUAUGCUGCGUUAUGAACCUAGACAUGAACUUCAUUGA